Acanthaster planci (crown-of-thorns starfish) is the source of this 3207-nucleotide messenger RNA. RefSeq names its product solute carrier organic anion transporter family member 2A1-like. Gene Ontology annotation, cellular component: basolateral plasma membrane. The record is from RefSeq and is a predicted model, not a curated record. Lineage: Eukaryota; Metazoa; Echinodermata; Asteroidea; Valvatida; Acanthasteridae. Gene Ontology annotation, biological process: transmembrane transport; sodium-independent organic anion transport. Gene Ontology annotation, molecular function: protein binding.
UGUUUACCAGAUAUUACCUUCUGAUAAGCUAGACUAGACAGCACUGUAGGACCUGCUCUGUUACCUUUGGAAUUAUCUGGGCAAAGGGUACUCUUAGAGCGUUGAUGUCUAAUUGUCAGAGUUUUAUCAAGGGUUGAUACAUACCUCACAGCGGACUGACCAAAAUGCAGCACACGAAUGAAGGUAGGAGCCCUUCGGAAUCGAAGUAUCGGGAACUUCCUACUCAAGAACAAAAUGGCAACUACUCCAUCGUUGACGACAAUCCUGACGAUGAGGCAGGUGUGCGUGCGCAGUGCGGACUCGGCGGCCUGAGGUGUCGCAUUCUCCAGGUGCUGGCGCAUCCUAACGCGUACGUUCUCUGCGCAGGGUUGCUGUUCGUAUCGACGGUGGGAGCCAGUGGGAUAUACGUGGCUGGUGUUGUCUCCACGAUCGAGAAAAGGUUUCAGCUGAGGAGCUCCGAAUCUGGUCUCCUGAUGUCUAUGAAUGACAUCUCGUCAUUGUGUGGUGUGCUGUUUGUAACACACUUUGGUGGAAGAUCACAUAGGCCAAGAAUAGUCGGGAUAUCGGGCCUGGUGGUUGCUCUCGGGUCUUUCUUGGCAGCCCUUCCCCAGUUCAUAUUCGACAACCCCACCCUAGAUGAACUUUUCGUCAACAGCGCCAACCAAUCGGAAGGCACUUCAGGAGCAUCACUGUACGAAAAAGAUUUACUCUGCAACGCUAAGGCGAAUGCCAGUCCGUGCACCGUAGAGGAGAUUGAAGCGUCAGGGUCCCAGUUCGCCAAGACGUGGCCAAUCAUUUUAGGCCAACUGCUCAGUGGACUUGGCGGCGCUGCCAUAUUGCCACUGUCUGUGACGUACAUUGAUGAUGCAGUGGAGAAGACCAUCCUACCAAUCUACAUGGCUUUGAUGUUUCUACCCAUGGCAAUUGCACCCUUGUUCGGUUUUUCGAUCAGCGGUUAUUGCCUUUCACUCUUCGUGGACUUCUACAAGGCAGAUACAUCGGAGCUGGGUAUCAGCCCUCGGGAUCCUCGGUGGCAGGGCGCCUGGUGGCUAGGCUUCAUCAUCUAUGGAGUCAUCCUGUGCCUUGUCUCCUUCCCCUUCUUCUUUUUCCCGCGGAAGAUGGACAAGCCGAAGUCCUACUGCUGCUGCACCGGGAUGCCCGACUGUUGUAAGGGAUGGAUAGUACGAGCAAGAGGAGGGCGGGCCGCCAUGACGGAAAUCGCCACCCAUCAGAAAAAGCUCUCCGGAAAGCCAGUGAUGGUGAUCAAGGAAUUUCUGGCGUCACUGCGUCGGCUCCUUUUUAACCCUACCUACAUGUUCUCACUUCUUGGGUACUGCCUGCUGGUGAUUUCAUUUUCCGGGUUUGGAAUAUUUUCCGCCAAGUACAUCCAGUACGAAUUCGGCAUAAGUCCCUCAACGGCUGGGCUUUUACUGGGCUUUACAGUCAUGCCCGGUAGCCUAAUUGGCAUCCUCCUUGGCGGUGUAUUAACCUCUCGGAUGGCAGGGAGCCAGCGAGGCUAUGCACAACUCACUCUUGGUAUCCAUGUUCUGUGCGUGUUGUCGUAUUGUAUCAUGUUGUUCUUUGGAUGUCCCAACAUCAAAAUUGCCGGACUGACGACUCAAUAUGGCACCAAUGGCGCAGCGAAUGGAAAUGGUUUGGACGUAUUCUCAACCUGUAACAUGGACUGCUCUUGCGAGAGGGGGACUUAUGCACCAGUCUGCGGCUCUGACAAUGUCACAUACGUCACUGCUUGCUUUGCUGGUUGUAAAACAGUGUUUGAAGAACAACAUAAUACAACGAUUUACGAAGGCUGCGCUUGUAUUAACCAAACUGCAUACAGUUACACGAAUGAGUCAACUUUCGAUGUGGCAUCCAAAGGAGCAUGCGCCGCAAACUGUGACCUGCUGAUUCCAUUCGUCAUUUUUCUUUGCCUUGCAACCGGCAUCUCGUCGCUUUCAUUUAAUCCCACAUUCAUGAUGAAGUUCAGGUCUGUUUUGGACAAAGACAGAGAUCUUUCCCUCGGACUGUCAUCAUUCCUCAGUAAAGUUUUAGGAUUCAUACCAGCCCCGGUCCUCCUGGGUGCCAUUAUCGACACUCAGUGCUUGUACUGGCAAGAGUCGUGCGAUGUCACAGGAGAAUGCUUUCUGUACGACCGGCCUGGCCUCAAGUUCGCCUUCAUCGGCUUCACGGCCGGUUUCAGAUUUCUGGCCUGGGUGUUUUUCUGUAUAAGUUCCGUCUUCAUCUUUAAGCAAAUGAAAUACGAACCAGCGAACGAUAAGGACGGAAGGGCAACGCAGAACGGUGAAGACGUCAAUGGCGGGGCGAAUAACGGGCUGAAGAAAAUGUCUUCCAAGGAAGCAGAUGUGUAAUCUCAUUACAAGGAUAAAACUCCUGGGGCACUGUUCGCCGCUUCGUCGAAGUUUUCCGGAUGCCUCUUUUUGUCAAUUCUGAUUCACUUUUGAUAGGCCUGAGAAUUUUCUUUUUGUAAAACUUACGUGGUUUAGAGUACGUGCUACGGAACAAAAUGGCGAGCCUCUACAAUCCAUAUUUCUUUCUGAAAUCAAUCAAAACAUUUUAGUGAAAAGAUAACCGUCUAACCAUGUUGUAACACUGAUGAGCUUCAGAGAUAACGACGUUUAUGCAAAAUUUUGAAAAAAAAAAUUGUAAGUUCCAAAAAACAGCAUUCCUGCAAUAGCAAUGAAGCAAGAGUUUCACACAAUUUGAAGGAAUAAUUCUACCGAUUUGUGUUUUAAAGCAUAAAGUUGAUUGGGAAGUCGAUAGCAAAUAACACGUUUGUGGAUGAUUUGUGGGAUUUGAAUGUAUCGGUAACCCUAAAAUAAAGCAGUAUUAAAUUUACUUUGCUUCUAAAUGUAAAUAUUUACCCUCUCAAAAUUAUUUUAUAGUUUGAAGCCUUCUGCUACAUCGUUGUUUGCUUCAGAAUUAUAAACAUUUGUUAUUGCUUUUUUAUAAACAAAACAAUUGUACAGGGUCUAAACAAUAAUAUCAAAUUUUAAAAAGAAAAGCUCAAAAAUGCAGCGCUAAAGACCUGGACCUUUGCUUUAAUCAUUUUAAGUGAAUAUUUUGCUUUGUGUAUAAAGCAGCAGACUUCCUUAUCCAAAUAAAUUUUGUACAGUGGACUUUUCGCAUUAACUCGUUAAACAUUUAAUAAUUAUGUUAUCAAUGUUAUUCCAUGUUUGUAGUUUUUUU